AUGGCGGCUAAAGCGGGGGACGCGCCACCGGUCUCCGCCGCCACUCCGAUCGAUCCCCCAGAUCCCCGCCCAGAUUCGGAGGCGCGACGCGUCCUCGAAGAGGAGAGAAGGAUCGAGAGGAAUGAGGAGGCCGCGGAUAGCGAAGACUGCCCUAGAGAAUCGAAGCGGCGGCGGACCUGCCCGACGGCGCUCGAGACAGCGGCCUCGUCCGCGGUGGCUGCGGCAGCGGUGGAGGAGGAGGGUCAGUCGAGCGGGGCGGUCCGAGGCGAGUUCUCAUUCUUCUUCGACGCGAAGGGGCAGUCGCCGAUCGAGACGACGCCCAAGUUCGGAACUUUCCGGUUCCUGGAGGCGGAUCGGGCGACGGAGGAGGCGGCGGCGGCGGUUGGGAAGGAGGAGGAGGAGGAGGAGGAGGUGAGGGCCGAUGAGGGGCGAACGGGGGGGAGCUGAAGUAGUUGAAGCUCUCAAGUGGUUUCUGCUGAUUCUAAUUCGAUCUUCCUCGUGCUCCCUUAAAUUGUAACCUAAUUAAGCGAUGAAAUAAAAAGUAAACUCGUUAUAUUUUUAGCA
Messenger RNA from Zingiber officinale, 564 nucleotides. RefSeq lists its product as uncharacterized. The record is from RefSeq and is a predicted model, not a curated record. Lineage: Eukaryota; Viridiplantae; Streptophyta; Magnoliopsida; Zingiberales; Zingiberaceae. The transcript has a single exon. Bases 1 to 447 code for a protein of 148 amino acids.